Molecule: messenger RNA, 931 nt
Organism: Syzygium oleosum
Lineage: Eukaryota; Viridiplantae; Streptophyta; Magnoliopsida; Myrtales; Myrtaceae
Product: proteasome subunit beta type-4-like
Exons: 7
Coding region: 129-890 (253 amino acids)
Cellular component (GO): proteasome core complex; nucleus; proteasome core complex, beta-subunit complex
Source: RefSeq, a predicted model, not a curated record
AACCCCCUCCUCCACCUUGUAAGGAAAGCUGAGAAGCUGAAAGCUCGUCGAUCGUCGUCCCCCUCGAGCGCAGAAUUCUCUUCUUCGCCAACCGUCGUCCGUCAAAUCAAAACACGGUUCUCCCCAAGAUGCAAUCGAUGGAUGCGGAACAAGUCCCAUCCACCUCGUAUCUCUCGUUGGGACCUGGAAGAAAUGCGUAUCCGUAUGUGACGGGCGCGUCUGUGCUGGCGCUCAAGUACAGGGAUGGGAUUCUGAUGGCUGCUGACAUGGGAGGUUCUUAUGGAUCUACUUUGAGGUACAAAACCGUUGAGCGUAUAAAGCCUAUUGGAAAACAUUCUCUCCUGGGUGCGAGUGGAGAGAUAAGUGAUUUUCAGGAGAUAUUACGUAACCUUGAUGAACUGAUUCUUUACGACAAUAUGUGGGAUGAUGGGAAUUCCUUCGGGCCCAAAGAAGUGCAUAAUUAUGUGACUCGGGUCAUGUAUAAUAGGCGGAACAAGUUCAACCCAUUGUGGAACUCUCUAGUUUUAGGUGGAGUUAAGAAUGGACAAAAAUAUCUUGGCAUGGUUAGCAUGUUAGGCGUGAGUUUCGAAGAUAACCAUGUGGCUACUGGGUUUGGCAAUCACCUUGCACGGCCAAUUCUUCGUGAUGAGUGGAACGAGAACUUGAGUUUUGAAGAUGGUGUUAAGCUAUUGGAGAAGUGCAUGCGCGUGCUUCUGUAUCGAGACAGUUCUGCAGUCAAUAAGCUUCAGAUUGUAAAAAUCACAGAAGAAGGAGCAACAACUUUUCCACCCUACUCUUUGAAAACCUUCUGGAGCUUUGAAGCAUAUAAAAACCCCACCGUUGGUGAAGAAGGACAUCACUUGAAGAUGGAGAACAAGAAUGAAGUCUGAUUUAGGUCCAACAGAUCCAUGAACGGUCUAUGUGCUGUUUA